Cucumis melo (muskmelon) is the source of this 3062-nucleotide messenger RNA. Its product is annotated as translocase of chloroplast 90, chloroplastic. Gene Ontology annotation, molecular function: GTPase activity; GTP binding. The coding region runs from base 321 to 2693 and encodes 790 amino acids. Lineage: Eukaryota; Viridiplantae; Streptophyta; Magnoliopsida; Cucurbitales; Cucurbitaceae. Gene Ontology annotation, cellular component: chloroplast outer membrane. Gene Ontology annotation, biological process: protein targeting to chloroplast. The record is from RefSeq and is a predicted model, not a curated record. The transcript has 3 exons.
UCAUUUCAGUUUCCGUUUUUCCAAAUUGUGUUUCUGUCUUAUCCCUUUUCUCUCGCCUUAGCCCUCGCCCAAAUUUUUCCUUUGUCUUCACCGUACACGUCAAUCGGAAUCGGAAUCGGAAUCGGAAUCGGAAUCUCAAUCGGGGACAUUUCUUCGUUGGUUUCCGAUGCGAAGUUUUGCAAUUGGGAUGUGAGCGUAAUCUUGGUUCGAUUUUGGCUUGGUUCUUGGAGAAGUUAAGUUGAUGCUAUUGCUUUGUCCCAGGAUUUUUUUUUUUGUUCAAUUCCGGUUCAUUUCAGUGGAGGCUUCUUGUUUGAGGAAAAAUGAAGGGUGUUAGAGACUGGUUGUUUUCUCAAUUAGUAUCCAAGUCUGUGGUUUCAUCAAGACCAUUACUGGGGAGUGACAGUUUCUUUGGUGAGGAAAAUAAAGAGCACAUGGAUGAAAACCAAGAUGAUGAAGUUGCACAAGCAACCGAUAUUGUAGCUCCAACUCCCCUUCAUACAUCAGACUCUGGUGGGAAUUUGGAGAAUCAAGAUGAUUUGUCCGUGGCACAGGUUGGAGGAGACUCAUCCCAAUCUCAACAUGGCUCGAACAGGGUAAAGAUGGACAUGUUGACAAAGAUUGAGGACCUCCAAGUUCAGUUCUUUCGACUUCUCCUGAGAAUUGGGCAGACACAGAACAAUUUGCUAGUGGAAAAAGUUUUGUAUCGAAUACAUCUAGCAACUUUGAUACAGGUAGGGGUAUCUGAUCUUAAAAGAGUUAACCUUGAAAGGAUCAAAGCCAGAGCAAAAGCAGCUGAACAAGAAGCAGUUGGGAUACCAGAGUUAAACUUCACAUUUAGGAUACUUGUACUGGGUAAAACAGGAGUUGGUAAGAGUGCUACCAUAAAUUCCCUCUUUGAUCAAGCAAAAACUCCAACUGAUGCAUUUCAUCCUGCAACUGAUCAUAUCCAUGAGAUCGUAGGGACAAUUAACGGGAUAAAAGUAUCCAUCAUCGAUACUCCUGGUCUUUCACAAUUGUCCUCAGGAAAUAUGCGGAGAAAUAAGAAAAUUAUGUUUUCUGUGAAGAGAUAUAUAAGAAAAUCCCCACCAGAUAUUGUUUUGUACUUUGAUCGCCUUGACCUUGUAAACAAGCAUCAUGGUGAUUAUCUUUUGAUGAAGCUAAUAAAUGAGGUCUUUGGUUCUGCAAUUUGGUUCAACACCAUCCUAGUCUUGACUCAUUGUUCCUCAGCUCUUCCUGAAGGACCUGAUGGAUAUCCUGUCUCCUUCGAAUCAUAUGUGGCCCAUUGCUCAGAUGUUUUGCAGCAAAAUAUACAUCAGGCGUUGUCUGACUCAAAACUUGACAAUCCCAUCCUUUUGGUUGAGAACCAUCCUCAGUGUAGGAAAAAUAUUAUGGGGGAAAAAGUUCUUCCAAACGGACAGGUCUGGAGAUCACAUUUCUUGUUGUUGUGCAUUUGUACUAAAGUUCUUGGCAGCAUCAAUACACUAUUGAAAUUUCAAAAUUGCAUUGAGCUGGGGCCAUCAGCUAUUUCCCGGCUGCCUUCACUUCCCCACUUACUCUCAUCUUUUUUACGGCACCAAAGUAUGUCAAAUUCAUUGAGUGUGGAUAAUGAUUUUGAAGCUAUUCUACUCAACGACAAUGACGAAGAUGACUAUGACGAUCUACCUUCUAUUCGCAUUCUGACAAAAUCCCAAUUUGAGAAAUUGUCUAACUCUCUGAAGAAGGAAUACCUGGAUGAGCUGGAUUACAGGGAAACUCUAUAUUUAAAGAAACAGUUAAGAGAAGAGUAUCGAAAGAGGAAGGAGAUCAAGCUUUUAAAAGAUAAAGACUUAGUACACAAUGAUAGUAACAGCGACUUGCAGACAAUGCCGGAGGCAGAUGCUGUUCUGCUUCCAGAUAUGGCCGUUCCCCCAACUUUUGACUCAGAUUGUCCUGUUCACAGAUACCGUUGUAUUGCAGUAGAUGAUCAGUGGAUUGUGAGACCUGUUCUUGACCCACAAGGAUGGGAUCACGAUGUAGGCUUUGACGGGAUAAACCUAGAAACAGCGAUGAAGAUGAACAAAAAUGUUUUUACCACAGUCACUGGACAGGUGAGCAAGGAUAAGAAUGUAUUUAACAUUCAAUCUGAGUGUGCUGCUUCUUACAUGGAUUCUAGGGGAUCUUCUUAUACUUUAGGUCUUGAUGUUCAAUCUGCCGGUACAGAUAAGAUGUACACAGUUCAUAGCAAUGCAAAGUUGGGGAGCAUUAAACACAACCUUCCUGGGAUUGGAGUUUCUGUAACAUCUUUCAAGAAAAAUUGCUAUUACGGAGCAAAGCUGGAAGAUACCAUAUCUUUAGGUAAGAGAGUGAAGUUUGUAGUCAAUGGCGGUCGUAUAGAAGGAGCAGGGCAAAUGGCAUAUGGUGGGAGCAUAGAAGCUAAUUUAAGAGGUAGAGACUACCCAGUGAGGAAUGACCAUCUCAGGGUAACAAUGACAGUUCUCUCUUUUGACAAGGAAACGAUCCUUGGCGGGAACAUAGAGUCUGAUUUUCGACUUAGCCGAAGCAUGAGACUGUCAGUUAACGCCAACUUAAAUACUCGUAAAAUGGGUCAGAUCUGCAUAAAAGCAAGUAGCUGUGAGCACUUGCAGAUUGCUCUGGUUUCUGUUUUUACAAUCUUGAGAGCCCUUAUGCGUAGAAAGGAAAUUGAAACAUCGUAGUUUCUAAUGAAUCUAUGGCAUUCUGAACUCAAAGAUGAGACUACUCUGCAGUCUAGACCAAUGAGAUGUUUUUAAAGACCACACAUGAUUAAUCGUCUUCGUGCUUGUACUCUAUUUGCUUUCCCAGAGAAGCAUACUGCUGAUUGGUAGCAGAGAUAGGUGUCUUUGCCUAAAGAGUUCUGAGGAAUGUUUAUUGGUGAUGUUGGCCAGAGAUAUGUGUACGCUUGGGGGAAAUUUUGAGUUAUAAUUGUACAGCGAUAGAUAAGGUUAGCCUUUGUUCUUAAAACCUCCUGAAUAAAUUACAAUUUUUGUAUUUAUUGAACUUCUCCUUUUUUUUCUUUUUAAUAAUCUUCUUAAAACUUCCUUUUA